Messenger RNA from Meleagris gallopavo (turkey), 1424 nucleotides. NCBI's taxonomy places the organism in Eukaryota, Metazoa, Chordata, Aves, Galliformes, Phasianidae. The record is from RefSeq and is a predicted model, not a curated record.
UGACGGGAGCGGCCGCGGAUCGGAGGGGAGCCGCGCGUUUCCUUAACGCCGCCAUCAGCUCGCAGCUGACCAUCAACACCGCCAUCGUGUACAUGCACCGCUUCUACAUGGUGCAGUCCUUCACUCAGUUCCACCGCAAUUCGGUGGCUCCUGCGGCGCUGUUCCUGGCAGCCAAAGUGGAGGAGCAGCCCAGGAAGCUGGAUUAUGUGAUCAAGGUGGCACACGCCUGCCUGCACCCCCAGGAGCCGCCCCCCGACACCAGGAGCGAGGCUUACCUGCAGCAAGCCCAGGACCUGGUCAUUCUAGAGAGCAUAAUACUGCAGACCCUGGGCUUUGAGAUCACCAUCGACCACCCCCACACCCACGUGGUGAAGUGCACUCAGCUCGUGAGAGCCAGCAAGGACUUGGCGCAGACGUCCUACUUCAUGGCUACCAACAGCCUGCACCUGACCACCUUCAGCCUGCAGUACACCCCUCCCGUUGUGGCCUGCGUCUGUAUCCACCUGGCUUGUAAAUGGUCCAACUGGGAGAUCCCAGUCUCCACGGACGGGAAGCACUGGUGGGAAUACGUUGAUGGCACUGUAACUCUGGAGCUCUUAGAUGAACUGACCCAUGAAUUCCUGCAGAUCCUCGAGAAAACCCCCAACAGGCUGAAGCGCAUCCGGAACUGGAGGGCCUCGCAGGCGGCCAGGAAAUCCAAAGCCGACGAGCACGGCGAAGACGAGGGCCUUUCGGAGCAGACCAUCCUCAACAUGAUCUCCAGGAACAACAGCUCGGAUAUGAACAUUGCGGGGCUGAUGAGCAUGUCCACGUCCUCCACGGCCGCCGCGGGGCCCUCGGUGCCGGCAGCCGCCGACUCUCCCGGCGCUCAGAGCGCGGCGGACGCAGCCCCGGCGGAACGCUGGAUGUCCCAGCACCCUCCAUCCAAGCUGGACGCCGCGCAGAGCCACAGGACUAACGAGGGCACGGCGGGUGCUGAGCAUCCCUCUCAGCAGCAGCAGGACGGCGCCGGGUACGCGAAGCAGGGCGGAAAGAACGCGCCGUCGGCCAAAGUGUCGCUGAAGGAAUACCGGGCGAAGCACGCGGAGGAGCUGGCAGCACAGAAGAGGCAGUUGGAGAACAUGGAGGCCAACGUGCGUUCCCAGUACGCCUACGCAGCCAAGAACCUCCUGGUGCAGCAGCAGAGGGAGAGGGAGGUCCAGCAGGACGGCAACCCCUCGCCCAUCAUCCUGAAAAUCCCCAUUGCCGAGAACCCCGAGCGCCCUCCCGGCCCCGAGAAGGGCGACAAAAGCUCGGCGCUGAAGCUGCGGAUCCCGAUGGGGGGCGCGGGGGGGGCGGAGAGGCCGCUGCCCCCCAAGCAGGAGGAGAUCAAGAUGCGCAUCAAAGUGCCCAGCGAGCGGCCGGGCGCCUCGGAUGACGGCGGC